This is a messenger RNA of Orbicella faveolata, 2238 nucleotides long. RefSeq lists its product as uncharacterized. The record is from RefSeq and is a predicted model, not a curated record. NCBI's taxonomy places the organism in Eukaryota, Metazoa, Cnidaria, Anthozoa, Scleractinia, Merulinidae.
UGUUUUGUAUGGGUCACUACAAUCGAGCUCAGUAAUUUUUAAAAUCCAGCGUUGGAAGUGAAUAUGUUAUUUUCUCUAUUUACGUAGUAGAAAAAAUUCAAAACUACGAAUAAGUAACAGAUCUUGUUCGGAGGUACGAAGAAGCUAGAAACACAAUAUCAAGUACGAUUGGGUAAUCGCCGGCAAUUCUAACCAGGCAGGGAAAUGGGGAAACAUCUCUUGUCGCAGUCUACCGUUAUAUGAGAGUCUCGUAAAAAGCUUAAAUUUGUUAAUGUAAGUUGAGUAAUAAUGAUAUAAUGUGGCUUUUUACAUUUUCUAGGAACUGAAACCGACUUCUUUGCUGGGUUCCGUGCUUGUAAAUGCUUGAAAGGAUUUUAUCGAACCCAUAUGUUUGAAAAAUGCCACAAAUGUGGACAAGGAGGACUUGGAUGUAAAGAUGAUUAUGCCUUUUUGAAAUCUGGUUAUUGGUGGGAAUGGCGGAACGAGACAUACAAAGAUCGUUACAAAUAUUUUAUUAAAAAUCUGUUGGCAUCUUCACCAGCAUUAGACGAUUUUAGCAUACAGUACCCUUUUCCCAUACCAACGUCUUAUAAGUGCCCAAUAGAAGGGUCUUGCAAAGGUGGUUUGGAUUCCCCUUGUGACAAAGGGUAUGAAGGCCCACUCUGUGGAGUUUGUAGCUCUGGACACUAUAAGCAAUUGCAAACGUGCAAAGAAUGUCCGUCUAAGAAGUGGAUGGUGGGACAAUUGUCACUUAUUGCUUCCAGUUUUUUGAUAAUCGUGGCAGUUAUAGUGUGGACAAGCAAGAAAAAGGUUAGAAAGACCGAAGGACGCUCUCUUCUUGACACGUUCUUUUCCAAACUGAAGAUCGUGAUUGGCUUUUAUCAAGUCACUUAUGGAUUACUGGAAACGUUCUCGUACAUAAAAUGGCCAGAUUCUCUGCAAGUCAUCGGCAAGUACUCAGAAAUUCUUCAGAUGAAUGUUCUUCAAGUGGCACCUAUUGACUGCCUUAAUCCAGGAUUGCACGUGGAUGCCUUUGGAAACCUAUUUACGACAAUGGCAGUUAAUGCCGCCCUUAUUGGUAUUUCGGGAGUCGCUUACGGAGUUUUCAAAGUCUUCUUACGAAAUUCACGCUUAGAGGAAGAAGAAAGGUUAAGAAAAUUGUCCCAGACCAAGGAACUUAUUUACAAGAAUUUGUUUUUCUUUCUUUACGUAACUUACCUGAGCACAUGUUCAAAGACAGCUAAUGUUCUGCCACUAACAUGCCGCAAAAUAUGUCGAGAUGACGAAGAAGAGGCGUGCCUCAGUUACUUGAAAGCUGAUUACCGCGUACAGUGCGCAAUGACAAGAUACAACCAGUUGCUUAUUGCGGCGUACAUUUCUGUUGCCUACGUCAUUGCCCUCCCUGCCGCUUCAUUCCUCGCCCUCUGGAGACAACGAAGAAUGAUUGCAGCCCCAAAUGAGACCGAUGCAUCACAGGAUUCAGACUCUAACAUGGAGACAAUUACCGCACUACGGUUUCUUUUUGAAAAUUAUAAACCUCGUUUGUGGUAUUGGGAACUGGUGGAGAUGUCUCGUAAAGUAAUCCUUACAUCUGGCUUGAUUCUUGUGGGACAGGAGAGCAGGUCCUACAUUGGCUUGGCAUGGGUCAUGGCCGGGAUGUAUGGAAUGCUCUUCUCUUGGAACAGACCCAUACAAGACGUGGCCGAGAACAGAAUGAUGGCUACAUCCCUUGCCGUUACAGUCGUCAACUUGGGAAUUGGAGCUGUCAGUAGAAUUCCCGCAGAGAACAUUUCCACCUCUAGUGACGCGUAUGUAGAUGCCGUCUUGUUCAAGAUAUUGGUACUUGGAGCAAAUACCUUAGUGAUCGGCCAAGUUAUUGCUCAGUACUCCACCCACCUAUAUAGUUACCUCAUUGAGUGGAGGAAAAACCCACAGUGGUCCUUUGCUUGCUGCUUGGCUUUGGUUCUCCCACUAACUGAUUUACAAGGAGAAAUCAGCGGCAUGAUGGGUACGAAUGUUCUCGAUAAUCAACUACAAACAGGACAGACAGAUAUGCCCACCAUUAUCGAUGCAGUGAAAGACAGUGGCGCUAUGGAUGUUAACUUGGAAGACGGUGGACAAGGCGAUGGUAACAUAAUCGUCGCGCUGCAUGAUGGGAGAUGUCAAAAUUUCAAGUUGAAAAACAAAACAUCUAAUCAUGGGACACAAACAGAGCUAUUUGCAUUUUGGAAAUCCUAG